Messenger RNA from Gongylonema pulchrum, 696 nucleotides. NCBI's taxonomy places the organism in Eukaryota, Metazoa, Nematoda, Chromadorea, Rhabditida, Gongylonematidae. The record is from the annotation of a GenBank genome assembly.
AUGUACGGUGUCCAGAGUGCUGUAGUUGCACAGCAACACCAACAACAAUCGCAAUCACCGCAGCAGCAGCAGCCGCAGCAGUUUCCGGAUUUAUAUUCCGAACUCCAGAAGUCCGGCAUUUUCUACGAACCAGAAAACAUGCCUCGAAAGGUGGAAUAUGCUGUAUUAUUUGUUAUUAUUUUGCGAACCUUCGAUGACCCAUCGCCGCGCUACAAGCUCAAGCUGAUCAUGUGGCUCGCACUGCUCUUCGUCAUUGUCGGCAUGGUUGUUGUCGUGCUUAUUCUUACUAUUUCUAAAAUGCAAGCAAUUUCGUCAGCAUCAUUCCACUCACUACGACGCUUCGAAGGUCAUUUCCUGAUGACCGAGGGUCCGCUGCUUAAAUUUGAUGGGAAGCUCCUACAGAAAAACACGAAAGAAUACGCCGAACAUGCGAAUAAGAUUCAACGACAGUUGGAUCUCAUUUAUCGACAAGGUGGCUACGGACUUAUAUACGCCGGCUCAGAAGUGACGCGCUUCAGGUUUGUACCAGCAGUUCCAGCUCUCGAUGUGAGUUUUGUCCUGAAGACACGAAGUGACAUGCACAUCAAUGUGUUCGAUUUUCUUUCGGUUUUGAGAAAUUACGUGCGAACUCACGGCUUCGAUGGUAAUACAAUUGAUGAUAAAAGUAUCAGUCUUGAGAGUAAACAUUCACGAUAA